AUGAGCUGCAGUGUCCCCAAAAGUGAGUCCACAGGCUGGGCAGGCAAUUCAGUGCUGAAGCGAGUGAAGCCAAACAAGGAGCCCAAUGGUUGCAGGGUAACAACGACUCCCAAACCUGGCGGCACAGGACCCACAACUCCCGACAAUGUAUGUUUGUGGGUGAAAGGUUACCUGUUACGCGUGCGCAGUACUGUCAGUGUGGCCGCAAAAAUGGCGGCGUGCAGUGGAAGACUGAGUGGCUUGUUGCGGCGAUGUCGUGGAUGUACGGUGAUGCAGACUGUGCCCAUUGCUGGCAGGACGGCAUUUCUGGUGCGAUUUUUCUGCAGCAGCAACUCUUUGCAGAAGAAGAGUAUGGCUGCUACAUUCCAUGAGAAUUAUUCCGAAGAAUUUAUAAAGCAGCAAAUUGAAGAGUUCAAUAUUGGAAAGAGACAUCUAGCUAACAUGAUGGGGGAAGAUCCAGAAACAAUCAAACAAGAUGAUAUUGACAGAGCGAUCAAAUACCUCUUCCCAUCUGGUUUAUUUGAAAAGAAGGCUAGGCCUGUCAUGAAGCAUCCUUUGGAGAUCUUUCCCAAACAGAGAGCUGUCCAGUGGGGAGAAGAUGGUCGUCCUUUCAAUUUCCUGUUUUACACAGGAAAGCAAUCAUACUAUUCACUUAUGCACGAUACUUAUGAACAAUUCCUAAAUAUCCAAAUGUAUGAAGAUAAAUUGAGGGCAAAAGGUCUCUUCUUUCAGGAUACCAAACCAAUAAACUUAGUUGGAAGCAGAUGGUUGACAAAGGAAGAGCUGGCAGAGAUAUUGCUUGAACAAAUUUCUGACCACGAUUACAUACACUUUCUUCAGUUACUGGAGCGUAUGCUGACCUUGCCAUAUUGCAGUAUCAAGGAAGAAUAUGUGUUGAAAUUUCGCAGAAAGGUGGAAGAUCAGUCCAAGAAACAGAAAGUUGAAGCUUUACAGUUUGAUGAGAAUGGAAUAGCUUUCAGCAAAGGAGAAGGUCGAAGAAAAACAGCAAAAGCAGUAGUUAUAGUUCGAGACCAAGGAAGCGGCAAAAUAACAGUGAAUGGGAUGGAUUACUUGCAGUAUUUUCCAUCACUACAAGAAAGAGAACAGCUGAUGUUCCCUUUCCAGUACCUGGACCGAUUAGGGAUGCAUGAUAUGGACUGCACAGUACACGCAGGUGGGGUAUCCUCACAAGCAGGAGCUAUUCGUUUGGCUACGUCAAGGGCUCUUCUUAGUUUCGUCACAGAGAAAGAAAUGGAAUCAAUGAGGCAAGCUGGCUUGUUGACUCCUGAUCCUCGUGUGAGAGAGCGGAAGAAGCCUGGUCAGGAGGGAGCGCGCAGGAAGUUCACUUGGAAGAAACGUUAAUCAGUGGCUUUUCCUGUGAAGCAACCCUGAGGUGGUUUGAAAUCAGAAGCAGAACCUCCACAAGACCUGUAGUUUGGACACCUGCUCGAACAGAUUUGAGGAGUUGCAAGAUCGUUAUUGUCUCAGAUCUCAAUUUCCUGCCUUUGAGAACAAAACUUAUGCGGUUCUAUUUAUCUUGAAAUGAGUCCUUUCAUCAUUUUAAAAAAUGAAUAUCUUUAUUAUUGGCUGUAAAAAAAGAGAAAGAUUUUUUUGCACUGAGAACUCUUGCAAUUAAUUCACAGUAUCACAUGUUGUUAACAAUGUGUGUUUUAUGAUGCAUUUUCCUUAUUGGCCUACAUGUUUUGGGUAGAGAAUAGAUAGUGAAUCCACUGUGCCAAUGACAGUUGAAAAUCAUCUCAUUGUAAUUAUUUGAUGAACAUUGUACUCAAUCCACAUACCACCUCUUUAUCCAUUUCCUCCCAAUGGAAUGAUUAAGUAAAAUCUCAAUGACAUCUAAUUCCUUAAAUGUUUUCAUCCAGAGCCUGGAUCUCAUUUUGCUAGUGGAUCUAAUAAAGUUCUGUUUUUUCUUAGUUCCAUUAUUUGCAUCAGUGCUUUAACAUUAUUUAGUUUGCUUGAGAGGAGAAUUUGGUUUGACGAAGUAUCUUGAUUCUGCUCAUCUCGUUUUUUUCUGUGCUAUAUUAUAAUAUUUUAAUAAAGCAAUUGAUUUUGUUAAAAAAAC
Molecule: messenger RNA, 2080 nt
Organism: Mobula hypostoma (lesser devil ray)
Lineage: Eukaryota; Metazoa; Chordata; Chondrichthyes; Myliobatiformes; Myliobatidae
Gene: mrps9
Product: mitochondrial ribosomal protein S9
Exons: 12
Coding region: 1-1362 (453 amino acids)
Biological process (GO): translation
Cellular component (GO): ribosome; mitochondrial small ribosomal subunit
Molecular function (GO): RNA binding; structural constituent of ribosome
Source: RefSeq, a predicted model, not a curated record